UCUGCAAAAAGUUCAAGAUUUCCGAUAGCUUAGGUGCCAGAUGGGCACUGGGUGUUUUGUUUUUAUGCCAGAUUUUCUUGUUCGUUCUUGCUAUAUUUGCUAGAAUAUCUCUAAAUAAUAAAUUCUUCUCUCUGUUAUUUGUGUGUGUGAUUUUUGUAGUGGAGAAGGCAAAUGCAAAACCCUUCCAGAUGACUGAAAAACAGUGGGUCCUCUGCAGCUACAGGGGAUUCUAGACAUUAACUAAAGGCCAGCAAGCACUCAAGUCCCCCCAAGUGUUUUCCUGGUGUAACCAUUUGUUAACUACAUUUUCUCUCUUUUUACAUUUUAGGCUGUUAAAGUAAUUUGACAGAAAAAAAAAUGAGCAGGUUUUUUGGAUCUAAAAAAGCCACUGUGACAAGACAGCACUAUUUUAAUGCCAUUUUGUAAAAUUUUCUAAGGCAUAUUUUAUAAUUAGUUUGUUCCCAAUGUACUGUUACUUGAUUUGCUCUUUGGUUACUAUAAAUUUUGAUCAAAGGAAUCACUUAAAUAUGAUAGAAUUAUUGGAUUUUAAGUUAAUAAUUUAAUAACUAUACUGACCAGGAUUUAAAUGCAUUUUCCCUUUCCUUAAUGAACUGGUCAGUGGAAGCUGAAUCUCGAUACUUGUUUUUAGAUGCUAUCAUAGAUCUUUGGAUACCAAUGUGAACAUUUAACACCAUGCAUUGUAAGAGUUGUGAAAUGUCUAGUCCUUAAAGCGUAGAGAAAUUGCCUCUGUGGUUUUCUAAGAAAUUAACAUUCAUAGAGUGGUUAAGGCAUGCUAUAGAAUAACUACAUCUGUCUACGUGAUCGUUAAGGUUAAAAAAAGAAAAAAAAAGAUAAAUUUUUGAGUUAGUGUGUUUUGGUUAAGCAGUUUCUUUUAUACCAGUGUGCCUAUUGUAGGAUAAGACAUGUCACCAAGAGAAAAUAUACAAAAUUUAAAUUCAGGAUGAGUAAAAUAGAUGAUAGGUCUUGGAAAAAAGGUCAAAUCAUAUGAGUAAUGUGCAAAACAUUUUAGUCUUUAAGUUUAAAGAAUUUAUAUUGGUUAAGUAUUAUGUCACAGUUAACAAGCCCUGAACAUAAUACAGUAUAUCAUAACUGGCUUUCAUAAAUAUUUUUAGACUAUAAUAUUUUUUCUAGAUCUUUUUAUGAAAGUGAAAUAUUUGGGUGUAUAUGUAGAAUUAUAGAUGUAUUUAGUACAGAAAUUUAUUUUUGGUGUAUUUAAUUUCUGGUAUGAUAUGCUGUAUUAAUGUUGUCUCUACUAGGUAAUGUAUUCAGUCCCUUUGUCACCAUUUCACUAGUUUUAGCUCUUACACUUUGGUGUUGGUUUUUGGUCAGUGUUUUUAGAAUAAUAAACACGAAGUGUACAGUAAAGAAUAGUCUUAAUUGAGAUAGCUGGAUUUGGAAGGAACUCUUAAUAGUAAUGGAUUUGGGGUUAUUUAGGUUCCUUGGUUAAUGUUUGUUUCUUUUGUCUGUUUCUUUUUCUUUCAUUUCUACACAUUCAUGCAGUAUUUCAUGGUUCUAUCAAAGCAGCAGUAAAAAAAAUACUCUUGACGCAUGAAAAUUAACUGGUGAGGGGCCUCAUUGCUAUUUUUAAAUUGUAGUUUUAUUUUUAAAUAGUCUUUUUUUUAAUCAGAGGAUCAGAUGCAUGAUUUUUUUUUUAAUGGAUGCAGAUCUUCUAUCAGGUGUCUCACAAUAAAUUCAAGAGGAUUUUAGUUUGCCAGAAAUGUUGCAAAUGCACUAAUUUGAGUAAGAUGUUGAUAUAUCCUCUUGAGACAUAAUUUUGCAUGCAAAAUUAUCCCAUAAUCUGUAGGUUUGUUAAUAUUGAUGCAUUAAUGCCCUAUAUCUAAAUUAUCUUCUCCCCUAUCCCCCUCCAUAACUCUUGGUAUCUAAACUGAUGACAGCUCUGACACAAGCAAGAUAACAGUGCUGUGUAGUAUACAUUUGUUUAUAUUAUCGGCACUUCUCAGUAUAGGUGGAAGGAACCAUUACCUUUAUUUAACAGUGGUUUUUCUUUUUUGUUGUUGUGUUUUACAGUUCUUUUCCCUGGUUCAGCCUGAACUAUAUACCAGGCCCUGCUGAAAAUACCACCCAACAGUUUUCUUCUGCAGCUUAUCCAGUUUCUCUUAAGUGCCCUGUACAUAUUGUAUGUUUUAUGAUGAGAUGCAGUUUCUUAAUAUGUAUUACAGAAAUACUACUGGUAUUUGCAAAUAUGUAGUUUAAUUGUAUUAUGAACUCUCAUUUUGGGGGCUUGGGCACAUUAACAGAUAAUCCAUCUGUAUAGGGCUUUUGCUAUUGAAUAGAAUUUAAAUUGUCUACAUAAAUAUUUGUCUUAGGACCCUUAGAUUUUAUCUGAAUACACAGAUUAGGCUUUUAAAAACAGACAUACAUGUCUUUUUUGGCUUAAGGAGUUUGGCUAAGUUAGCUUUUAAACUGACUAUAUAUAGCAGCAUUUUUUGGUAUGGUUAGCAUGGCACAUAUUGGAACAUAAAGCAUUUUACUGUACAGGUAAGGAAUGUGCCAUGUUGUUUUACCUAUUCUCUCUCUUUCUCUCAGUCCCACACAUGCAUCCCGAGUGUAUUCAGAGACCUUCAGAAACAUAAUUCAUUUUCAUGAGUCAGCAAAAGCCCUACGCUUGAUUCCAACAGAGUAUUUCCUUUACAUACUUUUCUUCUCUUUAAGUUUUACAAAGUUUAUAUGGUAGGUGUAAAAAAAUCAUAGUAACUGUACCAUAUUAUUAACCCCUAAAUCAAACUUUUUUUGUCUUGUGUAUCUUGAUUUUUCUGUGUGCUUUAUAGUGAAGCAGCCGACACGAGUCGUUGUUCAUAAAACAGCUUUUGAAAGUUGAGAGCACACCCCUGGAGAACCGACUGUGCUUGCUUACGUUUGGUUCAUGACUUAAAAAUCGAGUACAGGAGUUAUUCCUGAUGAGACUAAGGCUUUGUCUCUGUUGGCACCAGCUAAUGCAGUGGCAGGUCUUCUGCCUGGUGGUGGUCUCCUGCCUACUCCUAACCCACUUACCCAGAUUGGCGCUGUUCCAUUGGCUGCUUUGGGAGCUCCUACUCUCGAUCCUGCCCUUGCUGCACUUGGGCUUCCUGGAGCAAACUUGAACUCUCAGUCUCUUGCCGCAGAUCAGUUGUUGAAGCUUAUGAGUACUGUUGAUCCCAAGUUGAAUCAUGUAGCUGCUGGUCUAGUUUCACCAAGUCUGAAAUCAGAUACCUCUAGUAAAGAAAUAGAGGAAGCCAUGAAAAGAGUACGAGAAGCACAGUCCCUAAUUUCUGCUGCUAUAGAACCAGAUAAAAAAGAAGAAAAACGAAGACAUUCAAGGUCAAGGUCACGUUCUAGGAGGAGGAGGACUCCCUCAUCUUCUAGGCACAGGCGAUCAAGGAGCAGAUCACGGAGGAGAUCACAUUCUAAGUCGAGGAGUAGGCGACGAUCCAAAAGUCCAAGACGGAGAAGAUCUCAUUCCAGGGAAAGAGGUAGAAGGUCAAGGAGCACAUCAAAAACCAGAGACAAAAAGAAAGAAGACAAAGAAAAGAAACGUUCCAAAACACCACCAAAAAGUUAUAGCACAGCCAGACGUUCUAGAAGUGCAAGCAGAGAGAGGAGACGAAGAAGAAGCAGGAGUGGAACAAGGUCUCCUAAGAAGCCCAGGUCUCCUAAAAGAAAAUUGUCUCGCUCACCAUCACCUAGGAGACAUAAAAAGGAGAAGAAGAAAGACAAAGACAAAGAGAGAAGUAGAGAUGAAAGAGAACGCUCAACAAGCAAGAAGAAGAAGAGUAAAGAUAAGGAAAAAGACCGGGAAAGAAAAUCAGAGAGUGAUAAAGAUGUGAAACAGGUUACACGAGAUUACGAUGAAGAGGAACAGGGGUAUGACAGCGAGAAAGAGAAAAAAGAAGAAAAGAAACCAACAGAAGCAGGUUCCCCUAAAACAAAGGAAUGUUCUGUGGAAAAGGGAACUGGUGAUUCAUUAAGAGAAUCCAAAGUGAAUGGGGAUGAUCAUCAUGAAGAAGACAUGGAUAUGAGUGACUGAGUAUUGCCUCUACAGGAAUCCAACUGUGUACAUGCAUCAGUGUCAUUCCUUUGUGUGAUUUCUUAAUGCUGUAUUUGUUCAUCUCAAAUCUAGAUGUAUACAGCUCUGAGUUAUAAAUGGUUAUAUAAAGCUCCUGAUAUUGAUAUUAGUUAUUUACAUCAAAAGCUUUUAGAAAAUGGUACAUGGGUAACCAGUUCUUGUUAUGGUGAAAUCUGAUGGAGUAAACAAGCAGUCUUACUAUUCUGGUGCUGCUUCAUAACAAAAGUGAAAAGCUGCAUGCAUUACAGCAGGCAUGGAUUGUUUAUGUUGUAUGAUCUCCUUUAUUAAGUAAGUUCACUUAUAGUAUUUCUAGAAUUUGAUUCAUUGCCGUAAUAGAGCCAUGUAGGGAACGCACUGAUUGCAUGUUAUUUGUGGCAGGAAUAUCCUAAAUGUCAUUAAAAUCCUUCAACAUGAUGGAUCUACUUAUGGUCUUGUUUGUUGACAUGACAAAUUAACAUUCUUAUAGUUACAUCUGAAAAUGAACAUUUGAAAUAGAUAAUCCUUUUAAGCCUUGUGGCUGAAUUUUUGUGGCUUUUGUUUAACUUUGAAAGGUUAUAAAUGCACUAACCUUUUUUGAUGGCUAAUUAGGCUUUAAUUACAGAAACAGAAAAUUUCAAAUAAAACAUUUUUGGCAGUGAGUGAUGAAGAGUUGUAUACUUUUCCAUAAAAUGUUUGUUUUUUUUUCCCCUGAAAUAAUUUAUUCCACAUCAACAUCAGUGAAAGCUCUCUGCCUAUUCUUAGUCCAUCUGUAGAAGAAAGUUACAUCUUGUCCUCAUUUUCACUUCUCCACUUUUAUUGUUUUAAGCUCAAUGUUGGAAAAAGGGUAGUGCAUUUUAAAUUGACCUUCAUAUGCUUUUAAAAUAAGACAAAUGGACUUGAUAAUGUACUUUUUAUUUGAUCUCAAGUUGUAUAAAACCAAUAAAUUUGUGUUACCGUUACUGCAGUAGUAAUCUUAUGCACAGUGAUUCCAUGUUAUAUGCAAAGUAGGCGACUGUUUUCUUAGUUACAGGAGUUUCAAGCUUCACUUUUGUGCAGUAAAAACAAAAGUAGGCUACAGUCUGUGCCAUGUUGAUGUACAGUUUCUGAAAUUGUUUUACAAGACUUUGAUAAUAAAACCCUUAAACUUAUGUUCAUGUUUCUGUAAAACUACUUGUAUUUAUUUACGCUACUGAAUGUAUGACAUUUACCUCAUUCUUCUUUCCCCUUUCUACCCACGUUUAAAUAUGGUAGCAAGAUGAAAUCCAUCACUAUACUGAUGAGUUGCUAUCAAAAUCGUCAAAGUUGAUUUCAUUUCUAUCUUAAAACAGUUUUUCUCAGUGCAAUUUUAUAUUUUGGGUGUGGGAAUGGGGUUGAAUGAAGUGAUAAACUUUAGGAUAAACAAAUGACCCCACCUAUACCUAGUAAAUUUAUAUUUUUAUUGAAGUAUAAAUGCUUUUUCUGGAAUAGUAUUGAAGCUGUCAAUGGUAUGUAUCUACUGUAAAGUACUGAAUAGUAUAUUCAUUUAUUAAAUGAGUAGUGUUUGGAUACUUGGGAUUAAGGGAAAAUGAGACUUGGAACUUGUAGCCUUUCUCCAAGUUUGAGUACAGUUCUUUAACUUUUAAAAUUGAAAUGCCAUAUAGAAAAGCAGCAGUGUUUUUACAGUUUAUAGUAACUUUUCAGAGAUUUUAUCAAAAGGAAUUUCGUCUAUAUAGUAGAAGAAGUUACAGUAACGGUCCUAAUAAUCACUGCAUUUUAUAAAUGAAGUUGAACACCAAUGACAUUUAUUUGAACUUAAGCUUUUUUAGUAGAUAAAAGGUUGAACCAUAUAACAUUGCCGUUUUUGUAAGUCAGAUAUAUUGGCAAUUUCAUGUGGUUAAACCUAAUAUUAGUCUAUUCUCUCGCUUGUAACCUCUGACUACAAGUAUACUUUUUAAGAAGAACUGAAAAACUGGUUGUAAAAUAGUCCACUGACUUAAGAUGCUGCAGUGAAGGGAAUCUAUACUUUGGAUAUUUUCAGUGAGCACAAAGGUAGGGCUGCACUGGGACACAAGCCUUAACACAUAACCAGUUGAAAUCAAGUUAACACUGCCUGCACAAUGAGUUUUGUUCUGUAUUUGGUAGUAAAAAUGAUAAAAAAUAAAAGUGGUUUUGUUAGAAAAA
Messenger RNA from Trichechus manatus latirostris (Florida manatee), 6223 nucleotides. RefSeq names its product serine and arginine rich splicing factor 11 (gene SRSF11). The record is from RefSeq and is a predicted model, not a curated record. Gene Ontology annotation, biological process: RNA splicing. Gene Ontology annotation, molecular function: RNA binding. The transcript is spliced from 11 exons. NCBI's taxonomy places the organism in Eukaryota, Metazoa, Chordata, Mammalia, Sirenia, Trichechidae. Bases 3161 to 4045 code for a protein of 294 amino acids. Gene Ontology annotation, cellular component: nucleoplasm.